This is a messenger RNA of Microbotryum saponariae, 845 nucleotides long. The record is from the annotation of a GenBank genome assembly. NCBI's taxonomy places the organism in Eukaryota, Fungi, Basidiomycota, Microbotryomycetes, Microbotryales, Microbotryaceae.
AUGAGCUUAAGCGAUGUUCAGUUGGGUGUGGCGGGUCUCGCACACGUCAUAGCAGGUACGUGAAGUCGCACUCGAGCUCGAUCAGAUUGGGGUAUGCUCCAAGUCUCACUCGGAUGCUAUAUCCUCCAACCUAUGCGACAGGGGUCGCCCUCCUCCGGGACCCGACCGCCUUCCUGCGAGUUGUACAGCCCGUUCUCACCCUCAUCGAAAACGAAACCCAACUUCGUCCGUAUUCCGGCAAUGAUCAGGCUCUCGCAUUGGUCGGCGUGCUCUCGUUCGCCAUCGGUCAGUCUCUUCACACCGCGCAGUGGGGCCGCUCGAAACUACUAGCGAUAGCUAAUCCCGACCCUCACCGGGUUUUCUACCAUCAAAGGCGCUCAAUACAUUCUGAGCGUGUACACCUUGGACGAAAAGGCCAAACGAAACUCGAGUGCGUCAUCCCUACGCAGCCACCUGCACAAUCCAUGCUCCGUCUUUCCUGCCUCGUGCAACUUCCUCUCGCACCCCUCAGUGGCACUGCAGCUAGCUGACCUUACCGCGUUUCCGCCUCCUCAGCUCCCGGACGUCUCCUCUUCGCCGCAACUUGCCUCUACGUAUGCAAGAAAACGCCCCAUGGGUCCUCCCUCCUUGCGCUCUUUGGGAUCUUCAGCUUCUUCUCUGGACUUUUCAUGGGCUUCACUGUCGGCUUUGGGGAUGGGAAUGCCGUCGACUUGGAGGAACAGGCUCGUCUCGAGCAAGUCAGGAAUGAACAGGCGAGGGAGGCGACGAGAGCUUUGCAGCAAGCUUCUGCGAGUAGCGUCCAAGAGCCUGCCGCGGCAAGCUCAUCCCAAAAAAAGGACGAGUAG